AUGGCAUACCCUCGAGCUUGUCUAUCACUCUUCAUACGACCCUCCCUUGUCAGUCGAUCAAUAUAUGCACCAGCUCGACUUUCACGAACGAUCCGACUUCCUGUUCCCACCUCGCGAUGGCAAUCCACACAAGCCAACGACCGACCGCCGACCAAUGACGACACCCCUCACAACGAUACCCCAGAUCUUUCGCAUUUGAACCCGUCGCCUGAAGACUACUCGCGCUUUAUCUUCCAGGACAAGUGUCAUGUCACGAUGUACGCCGGUGGGGGAGGUCACGGCUGUGUCUCAUACCUCCGCGAGAAAUACAUCGAGGAAGGGCCACCGAAUGGCGGAGAUGGCGGCAGUGGAGGAAGCAUUUACAUUCAAGCGGUCGAGGGCAUGACAAGCCUCCACAAACUUGCUCGUAGGGGUGUCAUCAAGGCCGGCAGAGGCAAGAACGGUCAGGGUAAAAGCAAAGGCGGGAAACGUGGUGACGAUAUCCUCAUCCAGGUACCUGUCGGUACCGUCGUGCGUGAGGUGGAACGAUAUGACCCUGUGGCAGAGGAGUUGGCUCGAAUGCGACGACCCAAAGAGGAACCAAUGGACGAGGACGAGAUCGAUUUCACGCCCAUUCGACAUGACCGUUGGGUUCUGUACCCCGGGGCCAACCCCUCCGAUUUCUUGACCGUGAAUUUCCCCCGACUCAAGCCGCGACGACAACAUAUCGCGGCCAUGGAGCCGAAAGCCCCGAUCUACCUUGACCUGUCGCAUCCAAUGGAUAAACCCAUGCUUCUCGCGGCAGGUGGCGCGGGCGGCUUGGGCAACCCGCAUUUCAUCACGCGAUCGAUGGGCCGACCGAAAUUCGCAUCCCGCGGCGAGGGAGGGAUGAAGUUGGAACUCGACUUUGAACUCAAGCUUCUCGCAGAUGUUGGUCUGGUCGGUAAACCUAAUGCUGGAAAGAGUACGCUUCUGCGCUCGUUGACCAACAGUCGCACGCGGAUCGGAAACUGGGAGUUCACCACCUUGAAUCCUCACAUUGGCACGGUCAUUGUGGAUGAUAAUAAGGGUCGGCCUCUUGUUGAGUCAAAGACUCGACGCACACACUUUACCAUUGCAGAUAUUCCGGGCCUGGUGGAGAACGCACAUCUCGACCGUGGGCUUGGUCUGGGAUUCCUUCGACACAUAGACCGAGCGGGUAUCCUAGCUUUCGUCCUUGACCUCAACGCUGGUGAUCCGGUGCAGGAGCUGCAAAAGCUCUGGUACGAACUUGGCGAAUAUGAGCGACUGCGCGAUAGUGAUUCCGGACCUCCUAGUACACCAAGAAGCGCCCACCAUGUCACGGAGGGCGUAAUCGACUGGGAUCCCUCUGGGGCUGGACAUCCGGAGCUCUAUCGCCCACAAGAUCGAAGCAUUGAACUGCCUACGCAGGCUGACGGGUCUAUCGGAGAGGCCCUCAAUUAUCAGUCAUCUGGAUCCUUGCCUUACCUCGCCAUGCCUCCGAUUCACACCAAGCCCUGGUUUGUCGUUGCGACCAAGGCUGACCUGGAACAUACCCAAGACCAGUACCGAGCUCUGCAGGAGUACUUGUCCAAGGUGGAGAAGGGUACGGUCGAACAUCCCUCUGGCCAUGCAGAUGGGUGGAAGGAGAAGCUGGCGGCGGUGCCUGUCAGCGCCAUGCGGGGCGAGGGAGUAUCGCGCAUUCCGAAAUUGGUGAUGCAAUACCUUGAAACGCUGCCCACACAACUCUCGACACCCCGCACUCUGUUGGUGCAUGCCACUCGUUCGUCUUCUAGCCCAGCAACCAUGUCGCUCGCUACCGCCUGGCAGCAAGCAGUGGCGCAGGUCGACCACCCCGGCCCGGAUGACCCGAUCUGGGAAUGUCACCACGACCUGCUCCAGGAAUGCCCCGCCGAAGAGAUUGAAGAAGGCGACGACAAUGUCCCUGCGCUUCUCCGUCUAUUCCCAGACCUAGCUCUAGCGUUAGCUGAUUCAAAGCUACGCGUCUUCCCGUUCAAGGAUGUCCACCUCCGCUGGCGCCGGCUGUACACCGACGCGGCAAUCGUUCAAGCGAUUAACAUCAUCUAUAAAUGGUACCGUGAAUCGGCCAGACACAAAUUCCCGCAAUUCAGCCCGGAGGAACUCGUCGACCAAAUCGCAAACGGCACGGUAUCAUCUUCGCGGAUCGACCCUGAGGCCCCGUGGGUGUCGCAGAUCGUUCACGGCCUGGAUAAAGCACUGAUCCUGACGGGCGCGCCAAUGCGCGAGAAACUCAUCGAGAAAUUGUUGGCGGCACUGCAGGACGCCACAGAAGAUGAGAGUGACAAGCAGGGUCCCGAUCGAAGCAAGGUGCCAUCUUCGCCUCUGUUCCCUCCCCGCUGCCACCCCAUUCCGCGCCUUGAACAUCAUAUUCCACGCCUCUCGGCCCCAUCGUUCGACUGGAUGCAGGAACAUAUCCAGAAUAUCCGCACCCCGCUUGUUAUCACGUACGGGACGAGCCACUGGCCCGCACUGACCACGCGACCCUGGACCUCCCGCGACUACUGGUUUAAACGAACAUUCGGUGGCCGCCGACUUGUCCCUGUGGAAUUGGGCAGAUCAUACCUGGAUAAAGACUGGGGCCAGGAGGUAAUGGAGUUCCGUCAGUUCGUGGAUCAAUCUCUUUGGCGCGGCGAGCCCGGUUUUCCCUCGACUAUCAAGAAGAGUGACGGACGAACGGGGUACAUGGCGCAGCACGACUUGCUGUGGCAGAUUCCGGCCUUGCGAAACGAUAUCGCCAUCCCCGAUUACUGCUACAUUGAACCGCCGGCCCCGGAGCCCGGAACUCCGGUCUAUGAGAGUGCAAAGCGUCGUAAGCAGGAAGCUGCGAAGGCCCAAACUGCUACGAGCGAGAAUGACCCUCAUACCGACUCCAAGCAAGCACUGCCUGCUGGUCAGCCUGCCGGUCAGCCUGCCGAUGCGCCGGUCGAGAAUGUCUUGGAUGUCGACCUGGAUAAGUGGGAUGCGGAGAAUUUCGAGAACGCCAAGGAUGUCAACGAUGUCGAGGAUGUCAACGAUGUCGAGGAUGUCAACGAUGUCGAGGAUGUCAACGAUGUCGAGGAUGUCGACGACAGUCUCUCGGAUUCGAGCGAUCCGAUUAAGUUUCCCCUGGACCCUGUCAUCAAUACCUGGAUUGGACCGGCGGGAACUAUCUCCCCUUUACACCACGAUCCUUACCACAACAUCCUUGUGCAGGUCGUCGGGACCAAGUACAUCCGACUGUACUCACCGCACACACCAUCGUCGCAGAUUCACCCUUCCGGUGAUGUGCUGGUUCCGUCUGCUGGCACGGAUGCAAACGGUCCCAAGGAUAGGGUGGUUAACAUGGAGAACACGUCCCGGGUUGACCUCGCCGCCAUUGAGUUCUCCCCUGCCGAGGCCGAUCAAUGGGAGGAGGAGUGGCCUGGUUUCUUGGAUGCCGAGUAUGUUGAGACAGUGUUGCACGAGGGCGAGUGCCUGUACAUCCCCAUUGGAUGGUGGCACUAUGUGCGUGGCUUGCAGGCGGGUGUCAGUGUCAACUUUUGGUGGGGUCGGUAUGAUGGUGAAUAG
Penicillium argentinense is the source of this 3567-nucleotide messenger RNA. RefSeq names its product GTP-binding protein Obg/CgtA. The transcript is spliced from 3 exons. Gene Ontology annotation, cellular component: mitochondrion. The record is from RefSeq and is a predicted model, not a curated record. NCBI's taxonomy places the organism in Eukaryota, Fungi, Ascomycota, Eurotiomycetes, Eurotiales, Aspergillaceae. Gene Ontology annotation, molecular function: GTPase activity; GTP binding. Bases 1 to 3567 code for a protein of 1188 amino acids.